AUGGAUUUUACCACACAUCAUACGGUGCCAAAUCCGCCCGAGUCGACGCAGCAGGCAGAAAUUAGAGAGGAUAUGGAAGGUCUCCACGAACCCACCGUGCUCCCCGAAGGGGGAGCAGAUGCGACGCUGUCUUCAGUCCCAGAGCGACUCCGGCCUGAGGACUCUCGUGAUGCUCCGGCAUGGGAAUCUACCCGAUUGGCCACAUGGACUGUCCCGCACAUCAGGCGCGAAGGGCAUUUCUCAUAUUUCGGGCCCAUGUCUAUCGAUGGAUUCAAGAGGGAUGUGGAAUCUUUCCUGUCAGAAUAUCUCCCGUCACGUCCGGAGAAUCGGCGUGGCGAUCUUGUCGAGAUGUUUGCAGAAGGGUUCCCUGAGCUGACCAUCGAGCAGCAAGCCGCCUUAGGUGAGUUUUUCAUCGAGUGUCUUGAUCUUUAUCAACUUCCUUCUGAGCUAUCUGAUCGCUUCUGGGAAGGUCUUCCGCAGGCCAUCGAGCUAAUGUCGCCAGACGGGGAUGAAUCGAUGGACGGAUCCGACGACAGCUGGAUUCCUGGAGUCGGCGCUGUUCCUUGGUUCAACCCGACAACAAUCAUAGGUCGAGACCCGGCACGAUCCGAGGAUCCUUUCUACGGACCGGAUACCGAAGGGUCUGCAGCUCCCGACGAAAUCCGUGACUGGACAACAGACUUGUCCUGCUUGCAUACGGCGUUUUUCGACAUUCAUGAUCAAAUGUCAGACAUGAUUCCCGAUCUGGUGGUGGGGGUAUCUGCCGACCCGCUUCAUAUUCGUGCUGAGCGCCUACUUAGGGAGAGUCAACAUGAUCUCUUUGCUGCAGGUUCAUUCAUCGAGUUGGCGGCCAAGCCACGCAAAGGCCCUUUCUUUCAGAGCCUCGUUUCAGCAGAGAGGUCCCUAGCCACAGCUAGAGAGAAAAUCUUCAGGGCAGAGACCUACCUCGUCACCCAAGAGGAUACGCUGCUCGCCGGUGAAGAUUGGAAGUUCUUGGGCCACGCCAGCAGAUACGAGCGGAGCAGGUAUCGAGACCAUCUGAGACGGCUCGUCGCCAGCUGCCGGACAGAAAGAGUGCGCAUUUUCUCCAUCGGCUCCUCCAGCACUGAGCUCGAACCGGUCACUCGAUCGUAUGAUGAGAGUGAAGAUAAGUGUCCGAUUUGCUACGACGAUCUACCGGAGGAAGGCGAGAUUGCUCCUCCCCCUGCAGUGACGUUCACCUGCUGCAACAAGGCUUUCCAUGUCGACUGUCUUCUAGAGUGGUUGUUUGGGAAGAUUCGCCAAGGCAUGCAUUGCCCAAUGUGCCGCAAGGGGUUGGACCUUGACUUCUUGGGAGCGCUCAUGGAGCAGAAAGUACAAGAGCUGCAAUGUCUCUGA
Cladophialophora yegresii CBS 114405 is the source of this 1377-nucleotide messenger RNA. RefSeq lists its product as uncharacterized. The transcript has a single exon. Gene Ontology annotation, biological process: ubiquitin-dependent protein catabolic process. Bases 1 to 1377 code for a protein of 458 amino acids. Gene Ontology annotation, molecular function: ubiquitin protein ligase activity. The record is from RefSeq and is a predicted model, not a curated record. NCBI's taxonomy places the organism in Eukaryota, Fungi, Ascomycota, Eurotiomycetes, Chaetothyriales, Herpotrichiellaceae.